This is a messenger RNA of Marchantia polymorpha subsp. ruderalis, 2887 nucleotides long. Lineage: Eukaryota; Viridiplantae; Streptophyta; Marchantiopsida; Marchantiales; Marchantiaceae. The record is from the annotation of a GenBank genome assembly.
AAAAGUUGUUCUCAAGAAUGGUAAUUCUUGUGAAAUUGUUGAAUGUGCUCCAAAGCUUUACACCGGAGACUAUCAGUGAUGUUUUGUAGCACGUGGUCUCGUAGAUCUUUCUCCGGGGGCAGUCCACAAAGAAUUUCUUUCUCGAUGUCCGUACCAUAUGCUCGUCUCCAGAAGGAUUGUGCUCAGUGAACGCAGCUAAAGUUUCCACAUGACAGCCCCCUUUGACAGCCUUCACUGGCUCCGAGUUGAAACAUCGACCGAUCUACUUUCGUCCUGUAUAAACGCCCAACUAGUUUUUUCUAUCGAAGAUCGUUCAUCUGCAGGGGAGAAUUAAAAUUUGAACUGUCAGUUGCGAUGGGUUCACCCCACAUCUGUACAAUGAAGACUGCAACGAGGGCAUGUUUCUUUCUUUCCCUGAUUGUAGCAUGUUGCUGCAGAGAGGUUGCUUCCUCUGGUUCACGGCUCGUGGACUCUUUCAGCUCCGCAGAGCCCGAUCUGCUGCACGAUUUGACAGAAAAGUCUGAUGUCGAUAUUGUUUUGUGGCACUCAAAGCUGGAGGGUCUACACCCUUACCUUGCAUCCACGGAAUCAGCAAUCGGGCCGGAAAGGUGUCAGAAAUUUUAUUCCUAUCUUCCAUGCUCAGAAAACAAGCUAGGAGGACUUUUUCUACUUCUUGUUUACGGAUUCAUAUUCUGGAAAGCAGUCGAUUUUAUCUCAGAAGCGAGCGAUCUUCUCCUGUCUGGGGGUACAUGUGCUGCUGGAAACAUUUGCAUUCCCCUAGUGAAGACUUUGCCAGCUGCAUUUCUGAUACUCGUGGCAGUUCCGGCAACAACUAAGGAAGAGGCACGAGUUCAAGCACAAGUGGGAGCAGGUCUGCUAUCUGGAACAAACAUCGUACUGCUCUGUCUCGUCUGGGGAGGCUCAGUAGUUGCGGGCAACCGCAAGGACUUAUUAGGAAGAGAAGUUUCUGUCGGAGAAAAUGCAAGAAGUUUAUCAUGGAUCACAGCAUUCACGCUGCUAUCUUACUUGGUUGCACAAAUUCCUGUGACUUUUGGAUGGUCAGAGAGCUCGGUUAACUUUGGAAUGCUAGCAGCUAUUAUGCUCUCUCUGAUUGGACUUGCAAUCUUCUGGAUUCACCAGAUGUGUUCGAGCGUUUCUCCUCCCACCAAUACGAGGCCAUUCAAAGGGCGUGUUCCUAAAAAUUCCUUGGAGGACGAACGAGUUUUCGAGGACAGUGAACUGAAUGAGUUGUUUAAUCGCCUUGACACAGACAACAGCGACCGUAUCAGCAUAAAGGAGUUGCGUGCGUUGAUAUUUGGCUACGGAACAAGAGGUGAAUUUAGGCCUCCUUCAACACGAACGAUCGAAAGAUGGAUGGCAGACUUUGAUGUCAUAGAGGUGGAUGGUGUACUUUCUAAAGAGGAGUUCGUGAAAGGUAUGAAGGCGUGGCAGAAGGGACGUUCACAGGAGCCUGAGGGCAAGUUCCGACCAAAGUUCAGAGAACAAGAUGACCAGGAAAUCAAUUUAAGUGUCGGAGCCUUGAGGAGAGAACUACGAGAAGAGUUAGCACAAAAUGCGCUUCCUCCGAAGAGAACGAAUACUUGCUCGGCUGUGAUUUACCUUCUUGCCGGCUUAGCGAUUACAGCUUUGGCAUCAGUGCCCGUGGUUGGCGUUGUUGGAGAUAUCUCCGAGGCCGCGGGCAUAUCUCCGUUGUUCGUCUCCUUCGUGGCAAUUCCUCUGCUGUUACACCUCGGGGAGGGAAUCUCAGAUAUCUCUGCAGCUCGGAAGAACAGAGGCCACAUUACAACUGCUUUUCACAAGAUCUACAGAAAGCUGGCUAUGACCAACACUCUGGCACUUGCAAUCUUCUUGGCAGUCGCCUACUACAAGGACUUGACAUGGAACUUUUUACCUGAGGUGCUCAUGAUCCUCAUUUCCUACCUGAUUACGGUUAUCCUAACAUCAGUGCGGACAGUGUUUCCUGCUUGGAUCGGUCUUCUGGCGCUGCUGCUUUACCCUGUAUCAAUUGUGGUCGUAAUCCUUUCCAACCUGAGUGCUCCCGAAAUUUAGAGCAACGGAGCUACACAUUGGAAAUUUUUGUUCAGUGGCACAACACGAUAAGUCCAGCCUCCAAACAUCGACUCCUCAGCCCUUACUCUGUGUUCAGAGUCAGGCUCGUUGUUACUGUUUUUACACUUCUGUACAUUCUUCCCUUGCUUCACUCCAACCGUCAACCCUGUGCUCAUACAGUUCACCCCUUCAUCCACUCUGUCGUCUUCAAAGUUUCUCAUGGCCAUUAUGCCUCACCGUGAAGCCCAUCAAUUCCGUUUUUCGACUACUUGCAAUGAUCCGUGAACGAAGAGCCAAUGCAAAUGCCAAAUCACUUACGAUGCCUGCACGUCUGCUAACCGAUGAAUGAAUAUGUUAGCGUGCCACUCUUACUACCAAAAUGCAUUUCUCUCGAGUUCCGAGUAUCAUCUCAACUUGUGUCCGAAACAGAGUGGUCACGAUAGACCCUUGAACAUGGAAGCUGAAUUGGUUUCACGUAAGCUGUUCCAGGAGCUUUGAGUGUAGUUACAGUAGUUAGCUGCCGAGCUAGACUGAUUAGAGGCGCUCAUGUAAUAUGACAGGACUGAUGUUAGCUAGACUUUCAGAACGACUGAGGUCAAUGGCCACUAUACCGCUCGAGGCUUGGAAAUCUGUCCUCGGAGCCGGAAAGGCCUCAUUGUGCGACAGCACUCAGUUUGUAUUUUUUUCUGUAUAUACGUGGACGAAGUUUUGCCACCCUGAAUUGAGAGUUAUAUCUUCCAUUCUAGAGAGAUACCUCUACUCCGUAAAAUACCUCUCUGCCCUUGGCAACGAGUGUCAACCGCCAAAGUAACUUAUU